UCACCCGCCUCGGCCCCCGCUGUUAUUAGGUUGUUCGCUGCUUUGCCUGGUGCUGCCCAUUGGUUGUUGAUCCGUUCUGAUUGCGCUAGGCUUGACCAUGAUAACACAAAAGAAGAAAUUUUAGUUCAAGAGAGCGGUAAUGGGGAUAUCCAAGGUGAUUGGCAUCGCUGGAACAGCCCUUCUGGUCACAUCUGUUGGUUUAUGGCGGAUCGGCUUAAGAAUUGUAGCAGCUCCCUUUCUAGCCACCAGUACUGUUGCCUAUAUCGUCGCUGUUGCGUCCCAUAAUUCCAUCAACAUACCUUGGAUCCUGGGAAAGAAUUCUAAGGGGAGGUUUCCUCUUUGGUCAAAUGUAAUCUUUGGUCCUUUCUUGGUACUUGCACGGGUAUAUGCAACUGUGAAGAGACAUAUGAGGAAGGAGGCAGUGUAUGACAUGAUCACAGAAGGCGUUUAUCUGGGAGGAUGGCCAUUUAUGUUGAAGCAUUUGCCUCCAGGAGACCCAUCUGUUAUUGAUUGCACUUGCGAGUUGCCAAGAAGUGAUUUUGUCCCAACAAAUGAGUAUCUCUGUGUUCCUACUUGGGAUACAAGAGCUCCACCAAUAUCCAAAAUUGAAUUUGCGGCACGCUGGGCAUGUGAAAAGAGAUCCAAAGGGAAACCGGUUUAUGUACACUGUGCAUUUGGUCAUGGAAGAAGCGCUUGUGUCUUGUGUGCAGUUUUAGUAGCAUUGGGCAUUGCUGAAAAUUGGAAGGAUGCAGAAAAUAUCAUCCGAGAAAGAAGAAAGAUAAAAAUGAAUGCUGUUCACCGGAAAACCUUGGAGGAUUGGUCAAAAUAUCGAGCUUCUCAGAAGAAGGAAAAAUAGCUGACAUUAAGCCAUUUGACAUCGCAGGCAAAUUGUCAUGUGAGUACUAUGCAAUCUGAGUUCUGAGAAACCUUCCUAGUUCUGGAGCUUGCUUUGUUCCCAGCUUAUAUCAGUGUUUCCCAUAUUUCAGUCAGAUUACAUCCAAAACUUGUUCCCAAUUUUGCUUGCUUCUGCUCCUACUUGAAGGUUAGUUCCCAAAGUCCAUGUAAAUCAGAAAGCUGAAAAUUGGCUUUCAGAUGGUUGUGCUGCUAUGCUUAUCUCUCCACAGUUGCUUUCAUCUGCCACCAAUAUCCUACAGGCAAUAAAGGCUCCAGAUAAAAAUAUACGAUGGAUGCGUCCAGAUAAAUAGCACUACAGCUGCUGUCCUUUUACUCUUUUAGACCUUUAUAAAAUUUGGUUAGUUGGCUGAAAGCCUGAAAUAGUUGAAACAUCUAGCGAAAGGGACUGAAACCAUGUCUAGUCCUUAUUGUACACCUUCAUAUCAUUGUGUUUAAUCAUAAUCUUUUUAGCAUAAGGGACUACUACUACUUUAUUGGUGUAAUGACCUUUGAAAAUUAUGAUAAAAUAAAGUGCAUGCAGCAUGCAUGAUAUGCCAAGAGGUUUUCUGGCUUUUGAGUCUAGUAGGAGGUUGGUCCAUUCCAUGUUGAUUUAACAGUGUGCAUAUCAUUUUUUUUUCACUACUAAAUAAUGGUUCAUUUAUAUGUACUUCAAAAUUUUCAAUCAGAGAUUAAACCUUCAACAACUAUAGGUAGACGGCUUUUGUAAAAUAAAGAAACGAAAAGAAUCAGUUGCAGGUAGGACUGGUUAGAACAUGGUGCUUACUCUUGG
Molecule: messenger RNA, 1684 nt
Organism: Oryza brachyantha (malo sina)
Lineage: Eukaryota; Viridiplantae; Streptophyta; Magnoliopsida; Poales; Poaceae
Exons: 4
Coding region: 140-856 (238 amino acids)
Biological process (GO): protein dephosphorylation
Molecular function (GO): protein tyrosine/serine/threonine phosphatase activity
Source: RefSeq, a predicted model, not a curated record